Molecule: messenger RNA, 3749 nt
Organism: Paramuricea clavata
Lineage: Eukaryota; Metazoa; Cnidaria; Anthozoa; Malacalcyonacea; Plexauridae
Source: the annotation of a GenBank genome assembly
AUGGCUGGUAUGUAUUGCUAUUAAAUUGCUUAUUAUUAAAUAAUCUUACGUAACUUAAAGUGUUUUCAUUCCUUGAAAGAUAUUAUAUUUCUAGUAAUACGAAUACUCGCAAGAGUAUCAAUAGCGUCCAUGCUUUAUUAGCGUCUACGAAAAUAUUGCAGACCUUUGCGCAAAUUCUGCAGGAAAUAUUCCAGGGCGCUUGUAUAUAUAACCACCUUGAUAUAGUUAAUAUUCGCUCUUCUCGCUCGUUCCUAGAAUUAUAAUAUCGACUAGAAAGAUGUUGCAAUAAUGUAAUUAAUGGUUCGAUCGUGCGAGGACUACAAAUGGCUUCGCGUCUGGUUUGAAUUUAAUAUAUAAGCACUCGAUUUCAAUUUUAUUAUUUAAUUCGCUCCAAUUUAAAUACUAGAAGAUCAACCACAUCAACUUUGCUGUACAUAAAUGCUUUGAUUGAUUGAUUACGCUGAAUGCAGCCGACUAUACGUAUAGAUUGUCAAAUGGGAAAAAUUAAAUUAAAAUACAUAUAUAUAUAAAUCAUGCACGGUAAUAAAUCUUAAAAACACGAAGUGGUAAGGUUGUCUACUGAAGAGUGACUUAACCUGCACUCUAUAUGUAUCCAAUUUUUAUUUCACAACGCGUACGUACUACUACUAGAAACGGGGAAUCCUCCUGGACAAAGUCAAAGAUAAGAUAGUUUGUCUAAUAAUUCGUCUGUGACUGUGUAUAUUAAAACGAGUUCGAUAUCUACCACCUGCUACCGAAACAAAUUUCUUAGUUGGUUUUGGCAUUAGACGAACUAUCGGAAACAGCCAACAGGCACAGUUUCAAUUAAUACUUGCCCACAGGUAGUUGGCAGAUUUUCGCAACGAAAUCAAAACGGGACGUUUCAGACUAUUUAUAUAGUCGUUUUGUGUCUUUUGUCUUUAAACAAGACGGAUUAGGUCAUUGAUACGAUAAGAUAAUUUAAGGGAGGAUUUACCAUGAUCAUCUACAAUCAGCGAUGAAAUUAAUGGACCCGUUUAUAGCCAGUAACACAAUCCGCCUUCCUUCGCCUUGUUCAAUGACAAUCAGAUGGACAAUGCUGUAAGACUAAAAUUGAAAAUUUCAUGUGAAGUGUUUCUGUGUUCUGUUGCUUUGUUGAUAAUUCUCGCAGCACAUACAGUGACAUUGAAAUGUUAAUUUUCUAUUUUCAUGUUAACUUGUUCAUUUUUGCCAUUAUCUACAAAAAUAACCUUUCAAUAACCGUCCCAUGCACCUACUGUAUCAAUGUCACCGAUCAUAUGAUGAUCUGGAAACUAAACAGAAGUUAUGUUUUUGUUUUGGCAUGUUUUUGUUUGAGUUGAGGUAAUUCAACUCAUUGUAUUUUCGCAUGAUUAAGUAAUUUCCAAUAGGAAUAACGGAGUUCAGUAUCAAACAAAGGUCUUUCAUUUUGUGGCUUUGAAGUUCGCCGGGCUUCUACCAAACGAUGUACUGACUGUUGAUCCCAUAUUCUAUGACCAGUGACAUACGGUAGUUUACAUGUGCAUGUUUUAUACAAUGGUAGACAAGGCAAUUUUAGGCUUUUAGCUGGUAAAAGCCCAACCUCGUAUCCAGGAUUUUUCUUUGGGACGAGGUUGGUAAAAGCCUUGCCAUAGCCUUGAGUGUAUUCUUAGUAUAGUCUUAAAAUUUUGCUAAUUCCAGCCUCAAUAUUCAUCAUAUAAACGAGGUUCUUAACUUCUUAUGAAGUUUCAUUGAUGAAGUUUAAUUUUGCAACCAGAUUAGUCCCUAGUCCUCUGUGCACGCGUUUUUUUCCGUGACGAAAGAUUAUUAAUGAGAACGCGUACUACCAUGCAUAAAUGGUUAAUAUUUGCACACAGGUAAUGAAGAUGAAGAUUGGACAGAUAGCCCUGCAGAAAGGGUUACAAAUGAACCAACAGGUUGGUAAAUAAUGUAGACAGUAUAAGCCCGCAUCGAAAUACACCAGGCUGACGUUUAGGUAAUUAAACACAGGGUGCGCGUUAAUUCAGGAUUUUUAGUCAAACCUGACUGGCACGUUAAUGAUUAUUACGCUGAUACGCUCGUACUUGCGCUGGUACAACAAACUUAAGAAGGUGUACUUAAUGCAUAAAGCACACUUUCCUAAAAGGUAAACAGCCAAUCAGGCUUUUAGUCAGAAGGGCGUCCAGGCGUCCUGGGACGCCCCUAGACCGAAAAAUGGACGCCUUUGGACGCCCAAAUUCUGGAGGGAAAUUAUUAUCAAUUAUUUCCCUAAGUAUAUUAAUAUAUUUGAAACGAAAUAGCUUCAAUUCUCAUUAUUAUUAUACAUUUGACAUUUUGAUCAAUUUGAUGGUGUACUUGGCUGAAUGAAAAUGUCGUAGUUAAAGGUGCUCUACAGUCCGUAUGUAAACAAAGCCUUUGUUUACAUUUUUGUGUCCAAAAUAUUGAGCUUUAUUCGACAACUAUUUAUAUUUUCAAGCUUCUAGAGUAUAAUAAAUGAUCAAGAAACAACAAUUAGGCUUUUCAAGAACUCAAAACAUAGUUAAACUGUUUGUAUCAUAAAAAGUGGGCUCAUUGGUGCACAUGCGCAGAUCGGACUGUAGAUCACCUUUAAGUAAAGAAGCAUAGCGGCACAAACUCACAAAGCCAAGUGUGUUUGAAAAAUUUGAACAAGCUUGGAACAGAUACUGACAUGAAGUAACGUAAACUUCACAGGUUUUCCAAAGGAACGUUUUCUCGAAACCCCCUCCCCUUCCUUUACUGUAGAUGUAUCGUUAAACAUCACUGGUGUAUUGUGUUAAUUAAAAAGUACAUUUUUUUACUUUACACCAGUCAACUGUUGAUGAAAUUUUAGUUAAUUUUAAGAACCGCUUCAGUUUCAGUUGCAAAAAUAGUAAUUCAGUGUUAUGUUAACUGUAAUACACUAUGAUUUCAUUAUGUAGAAACUUCUUACUCGUCACUACCCGGGUCAGAAGAUGGGAAUUCUUGCACAGAUGAUCAAUCUGGCAUUGCCGAAGCCGAACGGCCCGAAGGCAUGCCGAAUAUGGGGCUAUACAAAAAUGGUAUAUUUUUCUAAUAUUACAAAAAAUCUUUGUGCCCGCACUACAGAUGUUAAAUAUUUAGGCCUUUUUUGAAGGACAUAUAUAUAUAUAUGCAUUAACUCGCAUGUGUUGUUUUACAUGACCUAUGACUAUUGAAUACAAAGAAACCCCCAUUGCAUUAUAACUUUGUGUACUCUCACCCAAACACAAAACAAUGAUAUAGUCUUUUUCAUGAGGCCUAUGGAUCGAAAGGUAUGAAAAACGUGGUGUUGCCACAAAAAACAGUUUAUACAGUAUACUGUAGUCUAUAUGCAGUAGUUGUACUUCACUUUGUAAUUUUAAAAAUCUGAAAAAUUUUCAUUGCCAAGAUGACGUUCCUGGUGCUAUUGGUGGUGUUCUUUGUGAUGAGAAUCAUGAUCAUAAAUCCGGCAUGGUACAAGAAGCACAACAAGUCAGUGAAGUCACGCUCGAUAAAUCAAACCAGAAGAAACCACAAACAUCAGGUAAUAUUUAACAAAUAUAAAACAUUUUUUCCGUGUUGAUAUACAGUUAUAUCAACACGAGUGGAAAUUGGGAAAAUGAGGAAUGAAAAGGGCGGAGUGUUUUCACACAAUUUCGAGUUUUCCCAAUUUCCACGAGUGUUGAUAUAACUAUAUAUCUGGCUCGCCAGAAUCAGAAACGGUACGUAAAGUGACCACAAAUAAUUUCCAAAUAUCGUAUAAUAAUCAGUUUUAG